GACUGGCCUUUGUCAUUUGUGUAGCUCGCUAGCUCAUUUAGCCACUUCCUGAGUAAGUUUAACCUGAGUGAUAGGAGAUAAGGAAACAGUUGGUCCUGAAUUAGGUAAGAUGCAAGAUCUGAACAUACGUGUCAGCUUUUACACCCAACUAUGGUUCCUAUGGUCAGUACAUUCAUUCGUAAUCAGCGACAGCUGUGAUGCCAAAAUCAACAUGGUCCGAGACGUAUGGCAAGUGGGCAUGGGCCACAACUUCACUCUGAUAUGCGAGUUUGUCUGCAUCCCGCCGUCCAGCACUCUCCAUUGGUACAGGGGUGCCAGCAGUAUACUGAAUCAGACCACCAACCAAACCAAGUUCACAUUCCCUUUGCAUGUGGAGAGAGCAGGGGAAAAUCACAGUGGAGAAUACUACUGCGAAACACACCCGCCAGUUGUCUCUAGCAACACUGUGUUCAUCAGGGUGGUGGAUUUGUCUCUGAACGUGUCCAGCACGUCAGCGGAGGUGUUUGAGGGACAGACGGUCGAGGUGAACUGCACGGCCGUUUCACCUCUCAACGCUACUCUCUUCUGGGGACGCGGCGGGUGCGACGAACGCCAGAAGGUGAAUGGCAGCGGGACUCUGCGGCUGUCCCCCGCUACCGCCCAGCACCGCGGAGAUUACUACUGCUGUUCUUCCAUUCCCACCCUCACCCCGCUCCACAGGUUCAAGAAGGUGCAGGUCACAGUACUGCGUCCCCAAGGUAUCCUGCAGUGCCAGGUGUUGUGGUAUUUGAUGUGCAAAACUGGGAUUUUCCUCCUCUUCUCCGCUGCCGUAUUUAUCUUGGCCUGCAGAGGGCAGUCCUAAGCUAUAAAACCCAGAGCCCACGGGUAUCUUGCAUAAACUUGGUUUGUUCAGGAAGUGGCUUGCAAACCAACAUUCACAAACACAACUAUCCAAGUAUAUAGAUAUUGUGCUUCCAUUAGAUUCUGUAUGUAUUAUCAUUUGUGUCAUGAAGUAAAUGUGCAUCUCAAAAUGUUUUCAAUUUUAAAGAGCAGUUAUUCAUUUAGACAAAGCAUAGACUGCACAUCAAUAAAGAACAGUUCCUAACAAUCCAUCUGUGCAUCAAAUUAUUAAUGUCCAAAUAAUGUCAGGCUGCAAUGAAAUGUCCACAAAUGUUUUAAACAGAAAAAACUAACCAUGUUCAAUAGCAAUGCUAUCUCUCAUAAGAAUUCAUAAAAUGUUGGGCCAUCUCAGAUACCUAUCCCCAAGUUUAAAUUAAAGCAAAAUAAUAUGUACAAGAUUUAGGUAAAGCAUUACAUACAAUACUGAGACAACAUACUUGUAAUACUGUAAUACUGAAUUGAAGUAUUUCAUAUGUUAUGUAAUUUGAGUCAAUUUUGCAGUUUGAAUGUCAGUUUGAGUCUUAUCUACAGCUGAAGCAUUGCCUUCCCUCUAACACAUUUCCAGAUACAAUAUUUCUAUCACCUUCAUCUGCCUGUCUCUUGUUUGCUAAAUGAACAAGAUCUUACAAAAUGUGUCAUUUCAUUUAUUAGCUUGAGACUAAGAACAAAGUGUUGAUACUUGCGCCUUUGUCAUUCCUGUUUUGGAGAGAACAGGGGUAUCAGAAAAUGAUGUUAAUUAUUUCCUGACUUGACAUACAGCGCAGGCAGGGUCUUUUCUGAAGUUAACUGUCCAUGACCCUAGUACCCAGUGAGAAGUGAACUUGGGAAAAUACUUUCUUACAAGGUUAUUUUCCAUUGUCUAAACAUGCUUACUAUGCUUACUGUGCAUCCUAACCUGAAUGCCGUAUUCAUAAAUUCACAGAUAAUGCGCAGUGUCAAGAUUGUUGUCUUCCAGAAUCUGACCAAUGAUAUUCCAGAGAUAUUCUUAAAAGGAGAUUAGCAGGAAAAAAAAGGGAAAUGAAGCAAAGGUAAUUUCUUGGGGGCAAUUAAAGAAAACAGAUGCAUUU
Messenger RNA from Anguilla rostrata (American eel), 1946 nucleotides. Its product is annotated as peroxidasin homolog. Bases 110 to 841 code for a protein of 243 amino acids. The record is from RefSeq and is a predicted model, not a curated record. The transcript has 4 exons. Lineage: Eukaryota; Metazoa; Chordata; Actinopteri; Anguilliformes; Anguillidae.